UUUUGGCAAUUGGUAACAUUGGACCAAUGAUACUAGAUGAACAAAAGAUUUUUUGAAGAAAAAAUGAUGUCCAGUUUCCGGUUCACAGUAGUACUUAUCUAUCUGAUACCUACCAGUAUUCAGAUAAUUGAUGGUUCAUUGCACAGAAAUUGAGAUUUGGCGAGCGCAACCCAACCCACAUGGACUCUCGGCUCAAUGGCUCUGCUCGUCUCAUGCUGGUUUCAGAUCUUGAUUACACAAUGGUGGAUCAUGAUGAUCGUGGAAAUACUUCUCUUCUUCGGUUCAAUGCGCUAUGGGAAGCAUAUUAUCGCCAUGAUUCUCUGCUCGUAUUUUCAACCGGAAGAUCGCCUCUAUCUUACAAACCCUUGCGGAAUGAGAAGCCCUUGUUGACGCCCGAUAUUACUAUCAUGUCUGUUGGAACUGAGAUUAUCUACGGUGAGGGUGACGCAAUGCUACCCGAUGAUGGUUGGCAACACUAUCUCAAUCACAAUUGGGAUAGAAAUAUUGUUGUCGAGGAAACAACUAAGUUUCCUCAACUAACUCCUCAGGCGGAGGCAGAGCAACGACCUCACAAGGUUAGCUUUUAUGUAGACAAGGUUGAGGCAACUGAGAUAAUGAAUGUUCUAGCAGAACGGUUGGCGAAACGUGGGUUGGAUGUAAAGAUAAUAUAUAGCAGUGGUAUUGCUUUGGAUGUGUUACCAAAAGGUGCUGGCAAAGGGCAAGCUCUUGCAUAUCUGUUAAAGAAAUUCAAAAUUGAUGGCAAACUGCCCUGCAAUACAAUUGUUUGUGGUGACUCUGGAAAUGAUGCUGAACUCUUCACUCUUCCUGAAGUCUAUGGUGUCAUGGUUGGUAAUGCACAGGAAGAAUUGUUACACUGGUAUGCACACAACGCAAAGAGCAAUCGUCGCAUAUUGCAUGCAACUGAGAGAUGUGCAGCUGGGAUCUUACAAGGCAUUGGUAAUUUUCAUUUAGGUCCAAAUGUAUCGCCAAGAGAUAUCAAAGACUUCCAAAAAUGCAAAGUGAACAUUUUCAGCCCUGCUUAUGAAGUGGUAAAGUUCUAUCUGUUUUAUGAGAAAUGGCGACGUGCAGAGGUAGAGAAAUCAGAGCAGUAUAUGCAGAACUUAAGAUCGAUCUUUCAUUCAUUGGGUGUCUUUGUCCAUCCCUCGGGAAUGGAGCUACCUUUCCACCAGUGCAUAGAUGCAAUGGCAAGGUUGUAUGGAGAUAGGCAAGGGAAUCAAUUUUGGACCUGGGUGGAUCAAUUAACCUCAGCUCAAAUUGGCUCUGACACAUGGCUGGUGAAGUUCUACAAGUGGGAACUGAAUGAGAAUGAGCGGCAAUGCACGUUAACUACAGUGUUAAUAAAGUCACAGGUUGAGGUACCAGAUACUUUCACUUGGCUGCACAUGCAUCAGACAUGGUUGGAUGGUUUUGCAAUUGCAAAUGCAGAAAGAUGGUUGUUUUAGGUUCUGUACAAGGACUCCCUUAUGGUUCAACCCAUGUUUCCUCCAGAGUUCCAGUGCAUGCAACCAAUGAUUUGGCUGCGGAGCGCUCGGCAAGCAGUCACCAGACAAAAUAUGAACCGGGGAAGAUGGCAUACCACUGGCUACUCUAAAAUGGACCUGCAUGUUAGUUACUGCGUCUUUAAAAGGUGGGAAAUAGUGUCGUAUUCUAUGACCUGCGGGACUAUAUGUGUGUGUGGUGGGGUGUGUGUGGGAAUUUAUUGAGAGGACCUCCUUUAAUUUGAAAUUUGAGAAUGGUUAUAUUGUUAGCAUGUAGUUUAAUAAUUUAAAUCAUUCAUUCUCUAGUUACAUGUAGGCAUAUGAAUUAUACAAAAAAUUAGUCAAACUAGAAACUGUAUAACUAUUUAAUUAGCACCAUGUUCGUUCUAAUUUUAUCUAAUAGACUAUAUUUGUUUACACUUUAUCAACGACUAAAUGAUUAUGAAUUUGGCUUA
This is a messenger RNA of Rosa chinensis, 1954 nucleotides long. Its product is annotated as sucrose-phosphatase 2. Bases 180 to 1463 code for a protein of 427 amino acids. Gene Ontology annotation, biological process: sucrose biosynthetic process. The transcript is spliced from 9 exons. The record is from RefSeq and is a predicted model, not a curated record. NCBI's taxonomy places the organism in Eukaryota, Viridiplantae, Streptophyta, Magnoliopsida, Rosales, Rosaceae. Gene Ontology annotation, molecular function: sucrose-phosphate phosphatase activity; magnesium ion binding.